This is a messenger RNA of Aspergillus candidus, 891 nucleotides long. Its product is annotated as rRNA-processing protein RRP17. Gene Ontology annotation, molecular function: RNA binding. Bases 150 to 806 code for a protein of 218 amino acids. The transcript is spliced from 2 exons. The record is from RefSeq and is a predicted model, not a curated record. Lineage: Eukaryota; Fungi; Ascomycota; Eurotiomycetes; Eurotiales; Aspergillaceae. Gene Ontology annotation, cellular component: nucleolus.
UUUCGGUCGACGGACACUCCUACGAUUGUAUAUCUUUUUUAUCUUGUUUCUUCGAUCUUUUUCCUUGCCUUUGGUCUAGCUGGAUAUUAUCUGCGUGAAAUACUCUACAACAAUCGCAGUCUACACUGUUCCAGCGUUCUGAAAACAAGAUGGUCCACCCCUCGGCAAAACGCCGCAAGCUAGCGACCAAAGUCGAAGAAAUCAAUUUCGAUACAGACGCCCGCCAGGAAUACCUCACAGGUUUCCGCAAGCGAAAACUCCAAAGACAGCGCCAUGCGCAGGAGAUCGCCGAGCGCAAAGCCAAAGAAAUCAAGCGAGACGAGCGGAGAAAGAUUCGUGAGCAACGAGCGGAAGACUACCAGCGUGCGUUUGAAGAACAUCGACGACAACUGAAGCGGUUGAAGGAGGAGGAGGAUGGCGACGGGUCCGGUUCUGCGAGCGACGACGACGAUGAGGAGGGUGAGGAGUGGGGAGGGAUUGAGGAGCCGCCUCCGGUGGAUUAUGAGGCGGAGUAUAUCGAUGAAGAUAAAUAUACUACGGUAACGGUGGAGGAGAUGGAUCCGUCGCGGGAAGGUCUACUGAAUUACCAUGGGGAAGAUCGUUCAGACGAGGAGAAAGAGGGCGGUGAUGCGCGGGCGACGAAAACCGAGGAGGCGCCCGAACCGACUAAGAAGAAGAAGGCGCAGGACAAACCCAAGAAGAAGAAGAAGAAGUUUAGGUAUGAGAGUAAGGAGGAUCGCAGGCUGACUCGGACGAAGCAGCGGUUAUCGAACCAGAAGAAGGCCAAGGCGCGGCGCGAGCAAUGACGGAGCGGGGCACGAGACACUUGAUCAUACCCAGGAACAGAUUACCUACGCUAGAAGUCUCACGAGGAUACAUUUCGUAGAAAUC